CAACACCAUCACGUUUGGGGAGGAAGUCGAAACCUUUGAGCGGUGAUUGGAAAAUUUAAGAAUGACCGACUGGUCGAGUGGUCUCUGUGGCUGUUUCGAAAAUGUUGGAAUCUGCUUCAAGGCGUUUUUCUGCCCAUGCAUCGUUGCAGGGGAAAUUGGGGAAGCUCUUGGAGAAAGCUGCUUCUGGCACUGUUUCGCAUCCACAUUAUGGUUGCCAGGAGUCUUAAACGGGGCGGAAAACCGCGGAAAACUUCGGGCGAUGUAUCAGAUCCCGGGUUCGUAUUGUAACGACUUCCUGUUACACUUGUGCUGCCAAGGGUGUUCAUAUGCUCAAGAAGCCAGGGAAAUUGCAUUCCGUAUGCCGGCUGGUGGCUCCAUGGCAAGAUCCUAGAACCGAGUUUUCUGUUCGCUGUGUGUGAAAACUUGUGUUAUCUACUCCUAUCAGUGUGUCUAGGUGUUACAGAACUUUGCACGGUUCGCCGUGAGUGUUUUUGUUUUAUAUUCUUUAAAUGAUAGUAGUCACACGGGGAUAAAACAGGAUGCAACGCUGUUGUAGCGCCUCGUCUUUUCUUUAGGAAUAGGCAGAUUUGCUUAGCCAUGUUCAUAAUAUCAACUACAUAUUGUAACUGAUAAGCUUCUGAUUCAUUACCUUAAAAAGCCAGAUCUGACUCAAAUAGAUCCUCUUCAAAAGAGACGACCGAAAUUGAAUUCCACAGUUUAAGAUGAGGCUCUCUUGACGAAUGACAAUUUGAAAAAACCUUAAGGCGUUGUCCAAGUCAGAAUAGGGGGAUAUUUCAAGUAGGUUAAAAUAAUAAAAGGGAAUAAGGGCCUGGAAAUUCAUAACAACCUCACUUUAUGGACAUCUUUUGGACAUUUUUCUUCCAUGUCGCUUAUCGUUUGAAUUGUGAUUAAAACUUCUUGGAUAAAGUAAAAAUUUAUUUUGACAAAUCUUCGGAAAAUAAUCCCAUGGGGAAUGCUUUUGUUGUCGUUUUUGUUUUUUUUUUUUAUUUUACUGACCUCGUAAUGCAGUUUUUAUCAUUGGUCUUUGUUUCCAGUCGCCAAUUUGAGGAGAGUCUAUUAACCCAUUCACUCCCAAGAUCUCAUUAGUAAUGCUCCUCAUUAUCUGCCAUACAAUUCUUAUAGAGUUGGU
Messenger RNA from Pocillopora damicornis (cauliflower coral), 1150 nucleotides. RefSeq lists its product as uncharacterized. The record is from RefSeq and is a predicted model, not a curated record. Lineage: Eukaryota; Metazoa; Cnidaria; Anthozoa; Scleractinia; Pocilloporidae.